This is a messenger RNA of Benincasa hispida (wax gourd), 2039 nucleotides long. Its product is annotated as sodium transporter HKT1-like. Gene Ontology annotation, molecular function: sodium ion transmembrane transporter activity. Lineage: Eukaryota; Viridiplantae; Streptophyta; Magnoliopsida; Cucurbitales; Cucurbitaceae. The record is from RefSeq and is a predicted model, not a curated record. Gene Ontology annotation, cellular component: plasma membrane. Gene Ontology annotation, biological process: transmembrane transport; monoatomic cation transport.
CUUUAAUGGGGUGGCGGCGGUCUCCCCCGCUAAAAUUCUCCCAAAAUGGUAAAAACCAAAAAAAGUGAAGGUCACAUUUUAGGUCUCUACAAACUUACCCGACCACACUUACCCAACCACAAACCACAUUCAAAGAGGAUCAAAGAAUACAAUUUCCUCACCUCUUUAUAAUGUCCUUCACUCCACUCUUCUUCUUCCGCCAAAUCUCUCCUGGCCGGCCAUCUUCCACCAUGAAGAACUUACCUCUCUACUUCCUCCGAUCUCCACCGUCUCUCCGGUUGCCGUUGUUGGCUGCCAACCCCUUCUUCUCCCACCUCUCCUAUUUCUUAACCAUCUCUCUCCUUGGCUUUGGAGCUCUAAAGCUCACCAAAACUAGAACCUCCUCCUCCCCAAAUGACCUCAACAUUUUCUUCACCUCCGUCUCUGCUGUCUCGGUAUCGAGCAUGUCUGUCGUCGAAAUGGAAGUUUUUUCCAACUUCCAACUCAUCAUCAUUACCACCCUCAUGUUCCUCGGGGGAGAAGUCUUUGUCUCCGCCGUGGGGUUCCAACUCUCUCGUUGGUUCCAACAGUUGAACGAAAAAAAUCGGACCGAUUCGAUUCGAGCCAUUGAGAUGGAAAGUGGGACGUCGUCUUCGACAACGGCCACCGUUGAUGAGUUAAGUAUCUCAAAAUCAUGUUUGAAGCUUUUGGGUCGUAUGAUAAUUGGGUAUCUUUUGGCAACAAAUAUUCUUGGUUCUUGUUUAAUCUUCAUUUACAUCGUUAUGGUCCCCCAUGCAAAGCAAGUGCUUGAAAGCAAAGGCAUCAACUUCCUUACUUUUUCAACUUUUAGUACGGUUUCUACUUUUACCAACUGUGGGUUCAUACCUACUAAUGAAAAUAUGAUCGCUUUCAAGAACAACUCCGGCCUUUUGCUUAUACUCAUAUCACAGAUAUUGUUAGGAGGGUGUUUAUAUCCCGUGGGUCUCUGGUUGGCGAUAAUGGCAGCUGCGAAGUUGACGGGGAAGAAGGAGUGGAGGUACAUAUUGAAGAAUUACUCAGAGAUGGGGUAUUCACAUCUCUUGUCGGGGCUCCGGUGUGGGUUUCUGGCCGUGACGGCGGUGGGAUUCAUAAUUUUGCAAUUGAUUAUCUUUUGCUCGUUAGAAUGGAAUAACUCCGCUGGAAUUUGGGAUGGCCUAAAUCCGUACCAGAAGUUUAUGGGAUCACUUUUUCAGGUGACCAACUCGAGACAUACCGGAGAAUCAGUGGUGGAUAUCUCAGUGAUCUCGCCGGCGAUCUUGGUGGUUUUUGUUGUCAUGAUGUAUCUCCCACCAUACACAACUUUUUUACCCAUGAGGAACAAAGAGAUAACUUCAAGGUCACAUGGGAAGGACAAAAGACAACACUUAGUGGAAUUAUUCACAUUCUCACAACUCUCUUAUUUGGCUAUUUUUAUCAUUCUCAUAUGCAUCACAGAGAAAGAAAAGCUAAGAGAUGACCCUCUUAACUUUACUGUGCUCAACAUUACCCUUGAAGUGAUCAGUGCAUAUGGAAAUGUUGGGUUCUCCAGUGGGUAUAGCUGUAAAAGACAAGUUAAAGUUGAUAGGUCUUGCAAAGAUGCAUGGUAUGGAUUUGCUGGAAGAUGGAGUGCAAAGGGAAAAUUCAUUCUCAUUCUUGUCAUGAUCUUUGGAAGAAUGAAAACUUUUACCAUGCAUACUGGUCAAGCUUGGAAAUUAUCAUAAUAAUUACCCAAACAUUUAUUUUCUUCUAUAACUUUACCAUAUAAUUGUAUCUAAGUAACUAUUACCAGGUGGGGUUUUUUUUUUCUUUUUUUUCUCUCCUCUGUUAUAUAAUGUUUGUUUCUACAUACAUGUAUGUGUAUAUAUAUAUAUAUAUAUAUAUAUAUAUAUAUAUAUAGUUGUAUAGUGUUAGCUGAAGUCUUGUCUGUCGCCUAGUUGAUUGCAGCUCAUGUAAUUACAUUGUGGGUAAGAUAUAACCAUCUGGUAAGGCAUUGUACAAAGAUAUAUAUAGUGUUGAACUAAGCUAUGCUUAUCAAGCUUUCA